Molecule: messenger RNA, 981 nt
Organism: Limulus polyphemus (Atlantic horseshoe crab)
Lineage: Eukaryota; Metazoa; Arthropoda; Merostomata; Xiphosura; Limulidae
Exons: 3
Coding region: 1-981 (326 amino acids)
Source: RefSeq, a predicted model, not a curated record
AUGUACUUGGUCGAAUGGCAGAAGCGUGGCCUUCCUCAUGCACAUAUUCUCAUUUGGCUGGAGAAGCCCAUUCUUCCAAACAGAGUGGAUCAAGUCAUUUGUGCCGAGUUGCCGGACUCUCAAGCUGAUCUUGAGCUUUCCAACAUCCUCCAGACUCACAUGUUGCACGGCCCAUGUGGCGCUUUCAGUGUGAGGCGACGUCAACUGCCCUGCGUGAAGGUUGGUCAUUGCAGUAAAAAGUAUCCUAGGCCAUUUGUGAGUGAAACAAGGACAGGAGAUAAUGGAUACCCUACUUACAGAAGGCGUGCCCCAGAGUAUGGUGGCCAUCAUGUGCUCAUCAAAGUUGGCAGUGAAUACGUUCCUAUGGACAACCGACGGGUAGUGCCUUACUCUCCUGUUUUAUCUCGGACUUUCAAAACCCACGUUAAUGUAGAGUACUGUAGCAGUGUCAAAUCGAACAAGUACAUUUGUAAAUACGUCAAUAAGGGGACUGACCAUGCCACGUUUGCUGUUAGUGACGAAACAGAUGAAAUACAGAGUCUUUCUCGUAAUAAAUACCCUGACAUCAACAUGCCCCGUAAAAAGAAAAGUAGCUUAAGCAGAGUGUCUAAGGAUGCUAAAAGAAUGAAGGUGUGUAGGUCUGCAAAAGAUUAUGAAGGCUCUGAAUCUGUUGAGGGUGUGAGGCCGGGCCCAUCAAGCAAUACUGGAGGAAAUGAGGCAUCCACGAGCUCCACUUCAUUAGAAACAUACUUUGUUGGUCAGGAACAACCUUCCACCAGUCGGGAGCGUGUGGCCCGCUUCAAAGCCUGGCAGUCUGAAGUCGAAAGAGAAAAAUGUUUGGCCCGUGACAGAGAGUGGCAUGCAAUCUCCCGAAAGUCACAGUCUGAGGAUAACAGGGAGGCUCGACUGGUAGCAGAUACGGUUCGCCACAGUCUGAAAACCUCAUGUGGCUCUAGAAUCAAAAUUAGGCAAAGCUACUGA